This is a messenger RNA of Didymodactylos carnosus, 573 nucleotides long. Lineage: Eukaryota; Metazoa; Rotifera; Eurotatoria; Philodinida; Philodinidae. The record is from the annotation of a GenBank genome assembly.
AUGUGUACAGGCCAACAAACUGAACAAUAUUAUCCAUUACAGUUUCAAGAAAUGCCAUUUUUUAAUGGUAGUGGAAUAGUUACUAAGACAUUCACCAGUAGUCGCUAUGCUGGACUACCGACGAUAACUGAAUGUCACCACAGGUUUUCUGGUCCUUAUAUCUUAAAUUCUUUUCUAACAACUGUAAAUCAAACUACGCCCUUCUCAUUUGUUACAGUUAUACUCUAUAGUGACGCAUUGGCAUAUAGAGUUACAUCAAAUGAAGUUAAUACUGUAAUGGGAACUGGAAAUGCUAUGGGACACUUGAAUGACCCUAAAUGCACUCCACACGGAGCAACAACAACAUUGAAUAUAAACCUGGUAUUAUUUAAUUAUCCAUCAACAAUUACUCCUAUUAAUGAUGCUAAUAUCGCAAUAUCUAAUAAUGUUUUAACGUGUACAACAAAAACAUUUCAAUGUCAUGGUUCAGCGACUGGAAUACAAUAUACGUUACAACUGCCUAUUAAAGGAAAAUUUCAAAAUCAAACUGCUGAGUUCAUUUUCAGUGUGACAGGAACAAAAAUUACAGUAUAA